AUUCAAUUAUAUUAUUGUUUGUUUAUUUAUGUAAGCCGUACAACGAUUGUCUGCCAAUAUUUUGAACUAUUCAUCGGAUCGCUGGAAAUAACUUGUGUAUACAUUGGAAGAUUAGUGUGAUAAACAAUAGUACAUACUGCUACAGUUUAGUUGAAUGAUUGAGGGCUGAUUUUUUACCCACGCUUAACUUUUAAACCGAUGAUAUGGAAACGUCCCUGUUGUCCCACCAGAUUAAACCAGAGACAAAAGAUUUUGAUCUAGCAAUAAACAAAUCCCUCAACAAUGAUGAUCGAAUAGUAGAAAAACAUCAGCAAGACGCUGAAAAGAAAAUUGUUGAUACCCAUUUUUUAAAAGCUAACUACAGUUCAGACAACUAUGGGCCAUCAACGGUCGAUUUAACAAGCUGUAAUGAAUCUAGUCAAAGCGACGUGCAGAAUAAAAUAAAUCCACCCGAUAGCUUGAAUGAUACUUCUUCCAUUUCAACCGUAGAUUCCUUGCGGUUAUACGAAUGCGAGCUUUGUAGCAAACAGUUCAAUCAGAAGGCUCACCUUGCAAAACACGUCCGAGUACAUCUCGGCGAACGCCGCUUCAGUUGUGAUAUUUGCGGUAAGGCGUUCACAAGAAAUCACGAUCUAGGAAUACAUCGCUAUUCACACACCGGCGGGCAUCGUUACAGUUGUGAGGUCUGCGGUAAGGCAUUCGCCAGGAACUUCGCUUUACGACUACAUCGCUAUUCACACACUGGUGAACGGCCGUACAAAUGCACCGUAUGCGGCAAAGGUUUUGUUCACAACGCUAACCUAACAGGACAUAUGUCUGUUCAUACAGGUGUCUAUCAACACACGUGUGAUGUAUGUGGCAAAGGAUUUCAAGACGGUUCUCACUUGAAAAAACACAAGCGCGUUCAUUCCGGUGAGCCUCCACGACAACGCGAAUGUGAGCUUUGUGGGAAAACAUUCUCCCGAAAGUAUCUCCUUGACACACAUGUCCAGGUACAUCACGACAAAGAGCCCUUCUGUUGCGAUAUAUGUAGUAAGACAUUCACCAGGAGCGACAGCUUAAUGCGACAUAGGAACUUACACACUGGCGAGAGGCAAUUCAAAUGUACCAUAUGCGGAAAACGUUUUGCCCUGGACGAAUCUCUGACUGGACACAUGCGGCUUCAUACCGGUGUGCGACCGUAUGUGUGUACCGUCUGUGGUAAAGAUUUUAUUCGCAAACGACACCAAAUUGCGCAUAUGCGUCUUCAUACGAGUGAUCGACCGUACAAGUGCACUUUUUGCAGCAAAGACUUUGUUAAUAAAAACCGCCUAACCACACAUAUGUCCGUUCAUACCGGUAUCUAUCGGUUCACGUGUGAUGUGUGUGGCAAAGGAUCCAACACUGCUGCUCUUAUGAAAGAGCAUAGGCGUAUUCAUUUAUAGCAGAUAAAAUCUACUUUUGCAGCACGUCAUGGAUUUAUGAUUGAAAGUAUUCAGAAAUUUCUCACGUGUUACUUGAGAUUGCAAACAACAUCGGGAAUGUUGCAACAAGUUAGCGAAUUGAAAUAUCGGGUCAUGUUUGGAAAAGGGUACUCGAUCUUUUUGUCAAGCACGCAGUUUGUAGUGUGGGUUUAGUUUGGUUUUAUAAGAUUAUAAGUAAGAAAAUAAAUUGAGUUUUAAUAACAAUAUUACUAUGAA
Messenger RNA from Topomyia yanbarensis, 1679 nucleotides. Its product is annotated as gastrula zinc finger protein XlCGF57.1-like. NCBI's taxonomy places the organism in Eukaryota, Metazoa, Arthropoda, Insecta, Diptera, Culicidae. The transcript has 2 exons. Gene Ontology annotation, biological process: regulation of transcription by RNA polymerase II. Bases 204 to 1424 code for a protein of 406 amino acids. The record is from RefSeq and is a predicted model, not a curated record. Gene Ontology annotation, cellular component: nucleus. Gene Ontology annotation, molecular function: RNA polymerase II cis-regulatory region sequence-specific DNA binding; DNA-binding transcription factor activity, RNA polymerase II-specific.